Didymodactylos carnosus is the source of this 456-nucleotide messenger RNA. Lineage: Eukaryota; Metazoa; Rotifera; Eurotatoria; Philodinida; Philodinidae. The record is from the annotation of a GenBank genome assembly.
AUGAGUGUUAUAUUCGCACAUAAUUCCAAGGAGACUGGCGAGGCUGUUAUGAACUCUUUACCAACGACCGGUCACGAAAAAGCAUUAUUCAGUACGAGUACAAAUGAGUGUUAUAUUCUCACGAUUAUUAUUUCAUGGGCAAACGAGCCAACAGUAAAAAAAAUAACACCUCAAAUCGGCUAUCUGAAAGUUGGUAUUGAUGACGACGAGGAUGAUGAAGAAAAUACAGGUGUGGGACGUGUUAAUUUUAUCGCGAAAGUGGGUCAAGUCAAUACUAACAUUGGCAAGUUUGAAGUAACGUUCAAUGUGACUGAUGAAACCCAAGGAUCAUUUAAAUUGUGCAAUAACUGGGUAUUUAGCGAUAUCGCGAUUCAAGAAGUAAAAUCGCCCGUAUUUUACCGUGAGAAUGUUAGAUACAAUGAAGAACGAUGUCGCUAUGUUCUGCUAGAACUAUAG